Messenger RNA from Salmo salar (Atlantic salmon), 4070 nucleotides. The record is from RefSeq and is a predicted model, not a curated record. NCBI's taxonomy places the organism in Eukaryota, Metazoa, Chordata, Actinopteri, Salmoniformes, Salmonidae.
UGCAGUAAGUGUCCUUGGGGUGAUUCAUGCAUGCCAUUGACUAUGGGAGUUGGCCACAUACCUACGUAUAAACUAUACCUAUAAGCCAAUAGUCCCAACCCAACAGAACUACACAGAAGAAAGGGUGAAUACACAGAAACAGAUUUGAAUGGACAAGGAGCUUGUGACAAUGAGGAAUCAAAUUAUGCUUUUUGUGCUGUUUUUGUUGAUGACGAGUAAGGUGACCACUGCUGAUUUUGUGACCACUUCAACAACUGAUGUCCCUUCAACAACCCCUGUGACCACUUCAACAACUGAUGUCCCUUCAACAACCCCUGUGACCACUUCAACAACUGAUGUCCCUUCAACAACCCCUGUGACCACUUCAACAACUGAUGUCCCUUCAACAACCCCUGGCCCACUCUAUCCAUUUGGGGCUGGAGACACAGUGAGCUCCCGAUCCGAUGAUGGAAGUUCCCCUCCUAUAAUCCUGGAGCAGCCAUUUGUUUAUUUUGGAAAACCGUAUCAACAGAUAUACGUGAACCACAAUGGACAUCUGACCUUCAAUGAAGCAUUUGCCAGUUACAAACCAUACCGAUUCCCUGCAUUUUCCUCAAGAGAUCUGAUCGCUCCAUUUUGGACCGAUUUGGACAACAGGUGGAAUGGUACCAUCUCUUACCAGCAGUACAGCAGUGGUAGUGUUCUUCAACAGGCCACACAAGACAUUAAUCAGUACUUCCCAAACCUGGGCUUCUCUGUUAAUUGGGUCUUCGUUGCUACAUGGGAUAAGGUUGCCUACUACAACAAUUUUGGAACAGAAAUCACCUUCCAAGUGGUUCUGAUUGCUGGUGGCCAAUCCUCCUUCAUCCUGAUGAACUAUGGGGAGAUUGCACCAACAACUCAAGAUAUUCAGGCUGGCUAUGACACAGUCAACUCCAUCCACUACUUCUCGAUCCCGGGGUCAUUUGAAAGCAACGACACAACUUUCAGUAACACCAGCAAUGUCAAUGUCGCUGGUCGCUGGGCCUUCCAGACAAAUGCGACCACUUCAACAACUGAUGUCCCUUCAACAACCCCUGCUCCAACAUCUGAUGAGCCUUUCCCAGUUGAUGACUUCUGCAUAGAUUCCAUUUUUUGUAAAGGACAGGGUUUGACUGGUUCCGUUUAUAUGCUGAGCACUUUUUCAAUUCUGGUGUUUCUUACCAUUUUAAAUAAUUGAUUCUUACUUUGUUGCAGUCAAGGGAGUGGUUUUAUUGGCAGCCAUAGUGCAUGUGCUAUUCGUUUGGGAGAUUUCUCUUUCAAAGUAAAGGCUGGAGUGCCCUGGAAGAACAAAAGUGGGGAAGGAGGUAGCCUAUUGUCUAAUAUUCUAAACAGUAUUGUAUGUGCAGUUGCGCCUUUGAGUUACUCCAGAUCCACUCCCAUUUUCCUUGGGCCCUUCUUCCUGGGUGUUUUAAUGGGCCUAGCUAUUGUAUUGAUUUAUUUGUGUAGAUGGAUAACUUGAAAUAUAUUUACCUAUUCAUUAAAGUGGCAAAUUCCAAUAGAAACAAAGCGAUCACUGUGCCACUUUUUGAUAAACAGUCGAGGAAUGGGGCUGGAGAAAUGUAACCCAAAUUCAUAGAUGGAGCUAUGGGUGCAAGGACUGACUGAUAACUAUGUUAAACUGUUUCUGGACAGCGGUCAGAUGCGUGCUCCUGUGAUUUAGAUUGAGUUGUGUUGAUUUAGUUCUGAGCGUGUGUGAUGUUUUUAUUAUUUUGUAUCAUUGUUUUGGCCAAGCAGAGUGACGGUAAUUAAAUUAUGGUAAUUAUUGAGAUCUGGAUCUGCCCUGGGAAGGAUAAAAGUUGGAAAUAUUCUUACUUAUGGGAGCAAUUGUUAACCAAUCUCCUGACGUACUGUCAGAAUGCUCUAGGAAGCAGGAGGGUUGAAGUCAGGCGCAGGAGACACAAGUUCGUGAACACUCGUCUUUAAUAAACAAUCCACACUUGCCAAAAACAGGUAGGGCAGGGCAAGGUAAAACAAAUACCCAUAAACAGCCCGAACACACUGCCACAAAACCCACAGGCAGAAGGGAAAAAACACCUGUUCCCCAGACGUACAACCUGACGAAAAUAAUCACGCACAAACACAGACAUACCUUGCUAGACUAAAUAACCCCCCCCUACUAAUAACUAAACCAAAACAGGUGCGUGCCUACCUAGACCUAACCAACAGAAAGUGAAACAAAAAGGAUCGAUGGCAGCUAGUAGGCCGGCGACGACGACCGCCGAGCGCCGCCCGGUCGAGGAGGGGCGCCACCAUCCGUCGGUGUCGUGACACGUACAUUUUGUAUGUCAUUGUGGUAUUUUCUAGGCUUAUAGACUUAGAUAAGUGAGUAUCUUUUUACAUUGAAGACUUCUAGUAUUUUCUCUUUGAUAACUGUAUUCUUAUUGCACAACAGUAAUUAACCUGAUUACUUUUAAAUAUAUACUGGAACUCUGAUUGCAAGUAUUAGCUCAAAGUGCAGAUGUCUUAACUUCAUCACUCUUUGUGGCAGAGAAUUUUCCUGCUGCAUCAGGACAUUCAAAUGAGCCUUGUGAGUCCCUGAAAAAGAGUCAUUCUCUUUCUCUCCAUGCUGGGGCAGUCGAGUCAUUCGGAUCAGGGCUUGCGCUAAAAAUAUUUUUCUUGCUUUCUCAAACGUUAGGCCUAUGUCCUAUUACUGCAACACAUAUCUGUAGCCUAAUAACCUAUCUGUAGCCUAAUAACGUAUCUGUAGCUUAAUAACGUAUCUGUAGCUUAAUAACGUAUCUGUAGCCUAAUAACGUAUCUGUAGCCUAAUGACGUAUCUGUAGCCUAAUAACGUAUCUGUAGCUUAAUAACGUAUCUGUAGCCUAAUAACGUAUCUGUAGCCUAAUAACGUAUCUGUAGCCUAAUAACGUAUCUGUAGCUUAAUAACGUAUCUGUAGCUUAAUAACGUAUCUGUAGCCUAAUAACGUAUCUGUAGCCUAAUAACGUAUCUGUAGCCUAAUAACGUAUCUGUAGCCUAAUAACGUAUCUGUAGCCUAAUAACGUAUCUGUAGCUUAAUAACGUAUCUGUAGCUUAAUAACGUAUCUGUAGCCUAAUGUGUCAGCGUGGGUUUGAUUCCAGCCUGCACCCUUCAGGCACAAAUAACUCCAUCCCCCGAUUGACUUGAUCAGGUUACACAUUUCAAAUAUGGACAGUCUAUAGAUAUUUUACCCUCUCUCUUGAUAAGAAAUGGCCAUACCAGACACUUUUCGAUAACAUAAAUAAAAUAAUAACAGUAGGCCACACCAUCAUUAUUUUUCAUUAAUACAAAUAGUCUAGUAAAUUGCCACCGUAGAUUUGCUUGGUAAAAAAUGACAUUCUUUACCUCUGCUGUACAGGAUGCUUGUCAUAAAUCCCCCUUAGUCUGUUCAAAAAGGACUACGUUGUUACAAUUACAAUACCAACCAGAGGGCAAACAUAUCUUGAAAGACUUUGGUUCCAAGCAGGACUAAGGGUAACACCGAUUUCAUCUUUUAGGGAGCGGUAAGGGUGUGAAGUUUAUUCAUAGUAACGGUUACAUGGAGAAAAUCGGACCUUUGAAAUGAAAAUGGAUGGCCCUCCCUUCAACAAAAUAUAUGUUUACCUUAAUAGUGCCUAAAUGCAAAAAAAAGUAUUUAAAAAAAGUGACCCUCCCCUAUAUCCAAAAUAAUAAUUAAACAUAACGUGGGUAGUGGAGAACAUGUCUACCGUUUACCAUCACUUCUUGGACAGCCCCAAGUCCAGAACCUUAGAUUGCAGUUUAAGAAACUGUUCUUCGUCCUGUAUGCAUUACAUGGCAUUGCAGGAAUUUUGAUAGUGUACAGCUGGCAACCCUCAUUACGGACACCUGGCAACCAUUAUUACGCACACCUGGCAACCAUAUUAUGCACACCUGCGCCCCAUCAUGAGGCACAUCUGGAUUUCAUCACUCCCUGAUUACUUCCCCUUUAUCUAGCACUCCUUUGUAUCACCCAUUAGGUAGUAUUGUUUCCUGUUUUUAUGUUUUGACACGUCUCCUGUUUUUGUAUUUACUCCAUGUUCGUUCCUAUUAAACUCACCAACAUCCACCUGC